AUGUCCGGAUUCCAGAAAAUGGAUGACUUCAACGAGGUCCAGAAUUAUACCGUCGAAAUCGGAGACCGACAGCCGCUGGCCGCCGCCUCCCCUACCAACAACGACGACCUGGCUCUUGCUCGCACCGAGACCCGCGACAACGACCUGGAAGACCACCCGGGUCCCCUGAGCCUCAAUCCCGUCGACUGGGUCAGCGCCAUUCGCCAGGACAUCAAGGACUGGUCCUGGGAAAUGACCGAGAGGAAGCGCGUGCUCCUUCGUGCUGUAUUUGGUGAAGGCUUGUGCACCUUCCUCUUCCUGUUCACCGUCGAGGCCACCGUCGUGAACAACUCUCGACAGGAGACGCCUGAGAAUCUGGUCCUUGGCUGCAUCUCCACUGCGUUUGUCUCGGUCGCCCUCAUCUACUCGUUUGCCGAUGUUUCUGGUGCUCACUUCAACCCGGCCGUCACGUUUGCUACCAUCGUGACCGGCAAGGUGUCUGUUCGCAAAGGCCUGGCCUAUAUUGGUAUUCAGCUGCUUGCCGGUAUCAUCGCAACAGCCUAUCUCAUGGCCGUCUUCCCCAAGCCCUACGACAGUGGUUAUCUCAGCACGCCUUUGGCCGUCGUUGUCGAUAUCAACUCUCAGGCCAAGAUCAUCAACGCGUUCUUGAUGGAGACCACUUUGACUUUUAUUUUGGUUUACGUCAUCUUUGCCACUGCCUUCGAUACCGUCGACACCACCAACAGCAUCAAGGUCGCUGGCGACGGCAAAGACACCAACGUGGGCAAGAAUCUGACCAUCUACACUACAUCUGGCAGCAGCAAGGCCGGCUUUGCCCCCGUUGCCAUCGGCUUCACCCUGGGAUUCCUCGGUCUUCUGGGAGGUACUGUCUCGGGUGGAGCCUUCAACCCGGCCAGAGUGUUUGGCCCGGCUCUGCUGACUGGCUCCUGGAACAACCACUGGAUCUACUGGGUCGGCGACUUCCUUGGUGCUGCCCUCGCUGGCUUUGCCCAGAGACAGUUUGCCCAUGAGGCUGUUCAGUCCAGCCACGCCAUCCAAACCAACAAGGCCAAUAAGUAG
Molecule: messenger RNA, 1059 nt
Organism: Polychytrium aggregatum
Lineage: Eukaryota; Fungi; Chytridiomycota; Chytridiomycetes; Polychytriales
Product: aquaporin-like protein
Exons: 5
Coding region: 1-1059 (352 amino acids)
Biological process (GO): transmembrane transport
Cellular component (GO): plasma membrane
Molecular function (GO): water channel activity
Source: RefSeq, a predicted model, not a curated record